UGGUUUGUUUUACAAUCUACAAGGAUCUUCACCAAAAUGGCUGCAUCCAGCUGCUUUACAGAAGACUUUUCUUGCCCUGUAUGUUUGGAAAUACUGAGCGACCCAGCUACGAUUCCUUGCGGUCACACCUACUGCCUUCAGUGCAUCCAGAAGCACUGGGAUAAAGCUGCAGCAAAGGGGAAGUUCUCCUGUCCUCAGUGUAGACAGAUGUUCAAUCCCAGGCCAACUCUGGGAAGAAACAACAUGCUAAUGGAACUCAUGAAGAAACUAAGAGUAGGAGAAUUGGACAAUUCAUCACCUGUGAACCCUUCUCUCCAGCCAUCAGCAGGAAGUUCUGAGAGUGCUACAGGACCUGAUGAAAAGACAGUGCAAGGGGGAUUAUAUCCUCAACUCCCUUCCACUUCACCCAACCUGUGUCCAUUACACAAACAGGUGUUGGAGCUCUAUUGCUGUGAUGAUAAACAGAGGGUGUGUGAUGAAUGUAGCCUCGUAGAACACAAGGGUCAUCGAGUGGUGCUUCCAGAUGAAGAAAAGGAGGUAACUGCUUACAUUCAAGCGCUGUCAAAAAUGAGGGCAACAGUACAAAGGAGCAUUCAAGAAAGGGAGAGGAUCAUUCAGACACUACCACAGAUUUUUGAAGCUAACAAGACUGCCAUUCAGGGGCUGCAGGCAGAGAAUAUGGUGUUUUUUGGUGAAGUAAUGAAGAAUGUGGAGUUGAUGAGCUCACAAGUAAUGGAACUCAUUCAAGCUUAUGGGGCCUCCACUGAUAAUCGUAUAGAGAGUCAUCGCUAUAAACUACAGGAGGAGAUCAGCGAACUGCACAAACAAGAAGAAGAGCUAAACAGACUAACCAACUCCCAGGACUCUAUUCAAUUUCUAACGACACUUGACACCACAUGUAAUGUGGAUGUGGGCGGAAAUGCCCAGCUGGAGACUUUACCCCAAGAGUCAGUACAGUCUGGGAUUAGAUCAGCGCUUGGAGCUUUCAGAGAGGGGCUGCAAGACCUUUGUAAAGGAAGCCUGGCCAGUAUCUUCAGAGCUGUGAAUGAAGCAGAAAAACCACCAACUAUGCUUAAUGCUGAGCCAUUAAGGAACCCCCACAAUCCUAGCAAUUUGCACGCUGCUUCCCAAAAUACAGCUUCUGAAAUGACACCAGCAUCCAGCAACACUGAUAGUAAACCAAAAACCACAACAUCUCAAAAUUCUGCAGCUUCAUCUGCAAAAUCUGAGAAGAAAACGACUUCCCUAAGUGUGGAAAAUCCAGCACCUAAAUCAAGGGAGGAAAUGCUAAAAUUCCGCUUUGAUCCCACACUGGACAGCAACAGUGCUUAUCGUCACAUCCGCUUGUCUGAUGGAGACCGCAAGGCCACUCUCCGUGCAGAAAAUCAGAAUUAUCCAGAGCAUGCUGAACGCUUUGUCUACUGGAGACAGGUCAUGUGUCGGGAGCCUUUGGCAGGAAGUCCCUACUACUGGGAGGUCGAAUGGACAGGCCCGAAGGUCACGAUUGGUGUAACCUAUAAAGACAUUGAGCGUUCUACAACAGAUGAUAGCUCCAGGCUGGGCCAUAAUGAGCACUCAUGGACCUUAUACUGGUCAGGCACAGCCUUUUCUGUGUGGCAUGCAGGAAGAGAAACAGUUCUAGAUGCUCCUAAAGCCCGGCGCAUCGGGGUCUAUGUGGACCAACAAGCAGGUGUUCUAGCCUUCUACAGGGUCUCGCACAACCAGGCCCACCAGAUCUGCUGCGUCGAAACCGAAUUUACUGGACCUCUUUACCCUGGUUUCCGCUUCUGGACUGGUGUGGGUUCUACCAUCACUAUUUGCCAGCUGGGAUGAGUGAUAAAGAGAUGCUGCACUGUGAAGUGAACAGAUUUACCACUAGAUGUAGCUGCAAGCAUACAAAUCACUAGGACAUUUCCUGGGACAUACAGAAAUAUAGGGGUUUAGUGCUGGUGUAAUUAAUUAACUAUAGAUGGGGCAAAAGCAAAAAAUGUAAAAUAAAAUAAAAUAAUAAUAAUAAUAAUAAUAAAACACUUUAGUGCACACAGUUGACACAGAUCCUACAAGUCUGUAAAUGGAAGGACAUUAAUGAUCCAAAAGAUGCAACUGCACUCUUUUGUAUGAAUGCACAAACUACAUAGUAACUGUCUUAAUAUAAAUGCAUUAGGAUAUGAAGUACAACUGAUGAAUUUGGUGUUGUGCAUUGAUAAGCUUGUUAAUAAUAAAUACCAUGAAGCACUUUCA
Clarias gariepinus (North African catfish) is the source of this 2241-nucleotide messenger RNA. It is a transcript of the gene ftr86, whose product is annotated as finTRIM family, member 86. NCBI's taxonomy places the organism in Eukaryota, Metazoa, Chordata, Actinopteri, Siluriformes, Clariidae. The coding region runs from base 37 to 1833 and encodes 598 amino acids. The record is from RefSeq and is a predicted model, not a curated record. Gene Ontology annotation, molecular function: protein binding; zinc ion binding. The transcript has 9 exons.